This is a messenger RNA of Marmota flaviventris (yellow-bellied marmot), 2175 nucleotides long. It is a transcript of the gene Zswim1, whose product is annotated as zinc finger SWIM-type containing 1. The record is from RefSeq and is a predicted model, not a curated record. Gene Ontology annotation, molecular function: zinc ion binding. Lineage: Eukaryota; Metazoa; Chordata; Mammalia; Rodentia; Sciuridae.
GUGCUCUCUGGGGGAGUGGAGGUGUGAACCACUUGGUCGCCACGGCGGCCGUCGCACAGCUCCCGAAGAGUGGGAGGCUGACUUCAGCUCUGCUGGAUUCUGAAAGCCAACGUCAGACAUCCCCAUCUCCCACCUGGGUCAGAGGCACAUCUUUGGAACAAGAUCUGGAAACUACAGUUAAGCCUCAAGCCUUGAGUUACGGAAGCUUGAACCUGCAGAGAAAGUAUUUUGACCUGGGCGUUUAGACAUUUCCCAUCUUCCCCAUGGCCCUAACAAUGCUGAAUGGGCUUCUGAUUAAGGACUCAAGCCCACCUGUGCUGCUGCACCAGGUUAGCAGGGCUCCACAGCUAGAUAGCUUCAACUACCAGAGCUGUUUCAUGCAAGAUGUUUUUUCCCAUUUCCCUGAGAUCUUAUUUAUCCAUCGGACCUAUAACCCAAGAGGCAAGGUGUUGUACACCUUCCUGGUGGAUGGACCUCGAGUGCAGCUGGAGGGUCCUCUAGCUCGGGCAGUCUACUUUGCCAUCCCUGCCAAGGAGGAUGCUGAAGGCCUCGCCCAGAUGUUGCAGGUGUUCAAGAAGUUUAACCCAGCAUGGGAGAGAGUCUGUACCAUCCUGGUAGAUCCCCACUUCCUCCCCCUGCCCACCCUAGCCAUGGAGUUCCCCACAGCUGAGGUCUUGUUCUCAGCCUUUCACAUUUGCAAAUUCCUCCAGGGCAAGUUCUAUCAGCUGUCCCUUGAACGGCCUAUGGAGAGGGUGCUCCUGACCUCCCUGCAGAGCACCAUGUGCUCAGCCACAGCCGGCAACCUGAGAAGGUUGUAUACACUCCUGAGCAACUGUGUCCCCCCAGCCCGGCUGCCCGAGCUCCACCCACACUGGCUGCUCAACGACCGCAUCUGGCUGGCACACCGCUGGAGGAGCCGAGCUGAGAGCAGGCGCUAUUUCCAGAGCCUGGAGGUCACCACCCGCAUCCUCAGUCAGUUCUUUGGCACCACCCCAUCCGAGAAACAAGGCAUGGCCUCUCUGUUCCGGUAUAUGCAGCAAAACCCAGGAGACAAGGCAAGCUUCAACCUGGGCCUGAGUCCCCAGAACAAUCAUAGCCCCUCAGAUGCCGGCCCCGACAGCCCCAAAACAGAGCAGUUGGUAGAAGCUCGCAUUCAGCACUCCCUCAAUGCCAUCUGCACAGGGCCAGCAGCCCAGCUCUGCCUGGGUGAACUUGCUGUGGUCCAGAAAUCCAUGCACCUCAUCGGCUGUGGCUCAGAAAAGAUGAACAUACAGAUCCUGGAGGAUACCCACAAGGUGCAGCCUCAGCCCCCUGCCAGCUGCAGCUGCUACUUCAACCAGGCCUUCCACCUGCCCUGCCGCCACAUCCUGGCUAUGCUCAGUGCCCGCCGCCAGGUGCUCCAGCCAGACAUGCUGCCAGCUCAGUGGACAGCAAGCUGUGCCACCAGUCUAGACAGCAUCCUGAGCAGCACGUGGAGUGAGACCCUGGAUAAGCACCUGGCAGUGACUCUUCUAACCGAGGAGGUGGGUCAGCUCUUGCAGCACUGCAGCAAGGAGGAGUUUGAGCGGCGGUACAGCACCCUGCGGGAGCUAGCUGACAGCUGGAUCGGCCCCUACGAGCAGGUGCAGCUCUGAUCACUCCUGAUGCCCCAUGUGUACACUCACAUACUCCCCCUACGUACACUCAUGCUGUUGUCCGUCCACGAUCACUCCUUCCACAAUAAGGACAAGAGUCUUCUACUCUGCCAUAGUCUGCUACCUAGAAGGUGUCUUUAAGAAUGGCUCCUUAAGACAGGAGUCAGCAUCUUUUCUGUAAAGGGCCCAAGAGUAAAUAUUUUAGACUUAGAUGCUCAUGUUCAGUGGCUGUUGUAUAUUCUUGGUUUUGUUUUGACAGCCUUUUCAUAAAGUGGAAACAAUUCUUAGCUCAAAGAUCUUACAAAAACAGGCGACUCCUGGUCCAAGACAAGACAUGGGUGCUAAGUUUGAGGACCAGGGCUUGGUAACAGCUGCCCCAGUCAUGAGAUCACUCACCUGACGCACACCCCAUGAUUGAGCUGGCCCGGGAGCUUCCCACAGAGGAAGCUGCUCAGGGAAGUGACUGAGCCAGGUUCCCAAUAUUUUUUCUCCUGGCUCCAUCUUGGGAUCAAUAAAUAAAGUCAAAUGUUGCAAAUUCCAA